AUGCAAUGUUCCUGGAAGGCUGUCCUCCUACUAGCCUUGGCAUCCAUCGCGAUCCAGUACACGGCCAUCCGAACCUUCACCGCCAAGUCCUUCCACAGCUGCCCCAUCCCCAACCCCGUGAACUGCAGCCCGAGCCAGGACGCUGAUGCGGCCGAGAGGCUGUGCGAGGAGAGCCCCACCUUCUCCUACAACCUCUCCAGGAAGACCCACGUCCUCAUCCUCGCCACCACCCGCAGCGGCUCCUCUUUCGGCGGGCAGCUGUUUAACCAGCACUUCGACGUCUUCUAUUUAUUUGAGCCCCUCUACCAUGUGCAGUACACCCUGAUCCCAAAGCUGACCCAGAGCAAGAGCCCGACGGACAGGCGGGUCAUGCUGAGGAGCCUGUACGACUGCGACCUCUACUUCUUGGAGAACUACAUCAAACCCCAGCCCGUCAACCACACCACCGACCGCCUCUUCCGCCGGGGCGCCAGCAAGGCCCUGUGCUCCCCCCCCGUCUGCGAGCCCUUGGGGGGCGUGGACCUCCACCUGGAGGAGGGAGACUGCGUGAAGAAGUGCGGCACCCUGAACCUGACGCUGGCCGCCGAGUCCUGCAGGGAGCACGGGCACGUGGCCAUCAAAACCGUGCGGGUGCCCGAGGUCAGCGACCUCCGGGCGUUGGUGGAGGACCCGCGGCUCAACUUGAAGGUCAUCCAGCUGGUGAGGGACCCCCGGGGGAUCCUGGCGUCCAGGAGCGAGACCUUCCGGGACACCUACCGGCUGUGGAGGAUCUGGGACGGCACCGGCAGGAAGCCGUACAACCUGGACGUGACCCAGCUCACCACCGUCUGCGAGGACUUCUGGAACUCGGUCUCCACCGGCCUCAACCGGCCUCCCUGGCUCAAGGGCAAGUACAUGCUGGUGCGUUACGAAGACCUGGCCAGGAACCCCGUGAAGAAGACGGAGGAGAUCUACGAUUUCCUGGGCAUCCCCAUGGACGGGAACGUGGAGCGCUGGAUCCAGAACAACACGCGGGGGGACAGGUCCUCCUCCAAACACAAGUACGGGACCGUGCGCAACUCGGCGGCCACGGCCGAGAAGUGGCGGUUCCGCCUCUCCUACGAGAUCGUCUCCUUCACCCAGCACGCCUGCCAGCAGGUGCUGGCCCAGCUCGGCUACAAGACUGCCGGCUCCGAGGAGGAGCUCAAGAACCUCUCCAUCAGCCUGGUGGAGGAGAGAGACUUCCUGCCCUUCUCCUAA
Messenger RNA from Merops nubicus (carmine bee-eater), 1239 nucleotides. RefSeq names its product carbohydrate (keratan sulfate Gal-6) sulfotransferase 1 (gene CHST1). Gene Ontology annotation, biological process: carbohydrate metabolic process; N-acetylglucosamine metabolic process; keratan sulfate proteoglycan metabolic process. NCBI's taxonomy places the organism in Eukaryota, Metazoa, Chordata, Aves, Coraciiformes, Meropidae. Gene Ontology annotation, cellular component: Golgi membrane. Gene Ontology annotation, molecular function: keratan sulfotransferase activity; N-acetylglucosamine 6-O-sulfotransferase activity. The record is from RefSeq and is a predicted model, not a curated record.